Durusdinium trenchii is the source of this 1800-nucleotide messenger RNA. The record is from the annotation of a GenBank genome assembly. NCBI's taxonomy places the organism in Eukaryota, Dinophyceae, Suessiales, Symbiodiniaceae.
AUGCUGGAAGGUAUGCUAGAUGCAAUUUGUUUCGUGGUUGGAUGUAUGCUGCUAUUGCUUGCUGCAUCGACAUUCUUGCACAAAUUUGGCACUGCAAACAAUCCUGCAGAUUCACUACUUUUGUGCUAUCCUUUGCUUUUUGGCCCUGCUGCCUUGAUUCGGAUCUUCCUUUGCAACAGCCGACGUUUGCUUUAUCACAGCUUGUUUGAGCAGGGAGUGAUCUUAGAUUUCAACAAUACAAAGACAAGCCGAGAUUUGCUGUUGGUCUACACGUACAUGGGCUUUGCAGUUGCAGUUGGGGUGCUAUUGUUCGACUCUGCGCAAAGUGCACAAGAGGGAAGCAUGAGUUGGAAAGCAAUGGCCAUUAAUACUGUGAUCUUUACAUCCCCGUUGUAUUACAUGGUUUCAUCGCUGCUGAAUUCUCUCAGAUUGGAGCUGGAGGCGAUCAAUUGCAUGUGCUUGCAGAGACUGGAUACAUCAGAGUUGGAUCACUCAGCCCACGAUCGUGUCGACAGACUGCCGCCUUCGCCGCAGCUUACGCAGCUGACUCAGCUGACUCCGAUCGCUGAGGGCCACUUUUGCCGAACUGCAAGGAAAGAAAGUCGCUCGAGAGAAAUAAAAGAUGUCAUCCGCAUCAGCAUUGACAUCGCCAAGAAAACAAGGUCCUCACACCACUCAGUAUCACAGCCGGAUGCUGAUAUGGACUACUUUCGUCUUACCGACAUGUUCUGGGUACCUCGUUUGGUUUCUGGCAAGUCAAAAUCCGCGAUUCUCCUUGUGACUUCAAUGCCAAUUCUGGCACUCCUGGCCAUGCUGUUGGGUUUGGUUAGUUUGGCUUGGCUCAUCAAGCAUCGAACAGAUGCGCCAGAGAUUGAAGUCUUGCGGGCAGAUGUGCCCGGAUUGACCCCAAACUUUGACUAUGAGAUCACAGACUACACACUUGCGUACCCAAGGACUCAGUCAGGAGUAACCUUCAGUGUGUAUGCGGGCACUGACCGCACCGGCUUUAUUAACGCGUCCGUCAUGGAUGGUAGUACUCCUGUGGGUGACCCACAAGUAUCAACCUCGGGAUCGCUCACUUACCAUGUACAACUUACGGGACAGAAAUUCUACCCCACGGUCGUUGAAUUCAAGGCUGGUACUCACAGCCAGGUCAGGAAUUAUCGCAUCACCGCCAUACAGUCUGAAGUCAUCAUUAGAAGUGUGUUCUUGCAUGGCAUUACAACCAGCGGCAGCAAGUACAGGCGGUGUAUUCGAUGGAAAGAGAUCGUGCAUGGUGCGAUUUCUAUUCCUGAAACUUUGACCGAUAUGCAAAUGGAUUUUGCCUUGCAAGAGUUUCAUUGGGGCCUUCCCUUCAAUGAAUCUUUGGACGGCCAUUUCGUCCCAGUCUUCAAGAGACCUGAAGAUGUACUCAAUGUCAGACAGCAAGCUGUUGGCUGUGGCACAUGGUGCCGACUGCACCCUGAAUGCUGGGGCUUGAAGGAGGCAGACAACGGUUGCUAUUUUGUUAUUGGUCCAAGUCCGUCCAGUACAAGCUGUGAGGAUCUUCAUGCAGCAAAGGCUUCUGAACCUCCGCACCUUGGAGUGUCAGUGAGUGUUUGUAGCAUUGAUGAUCCUGGUCAUUGCGCUCCAACAACCUUGUCAGGGCACGUGGUCAGCGCCAAUAUCAACGGUUUGACAACACUUGCAUCAACAGAAAACCGUCUCCUGGUGCAGACAAGUCUUGACCUGGGUGCCGCUACCUAUGUCGGUGAGAAGUAUGAGGUGGGAAAAUCAGUGCUUGUGGCGGGACGCUACUAG